This is a messenger RNA of Calypte anna (Anna's hummingbird), 3855 nucleotides long. RefSeq names its product interleukin 31 receptor A (gene IL31RA). Gene Ontology annotation, cellular component: external side of plasma membrane; signaling receptor complex. The record is from RefSeq and is a predicted model, not a curated record. Gene Ontology annotation, biological process: cytokine-mediated signaling pathway. The transcript is spliced from 17 exons. Gene Ontology annotation, molecular function: cytokine binding; cytokine receptor activity. The coding region runs from base 454 to 3069 and encodes 871 amino acids. NCBI's taxonomy places the organism in Eukaryota, Metazoa, Chordata, Aves, Apodiformes, Trochilidae.
CGAGGCGGUGGUUCGGUGGGGUCCGGCACCCUCAUCCCCGCCCGAGCCUUUGGAGGGGGCUCCCUGGUUCCGCCACCGGGGACGUCGGGGCAUCCGCCUGCGGCUGCGUUGCUGACCCGCGGCCGUCGGGGUUCGGCGCCGGUGAGGCGGCAGCUGGAGAGAGGAAGCCGGACAGCGGUCCCCGUGGGUCCUGGCGCCGGGGGUGGUGGCUUCGCUAUUUCAGAAUUACGAGAAAAAGUGUUAAGUGGGCUGAGCUUGGUAACUUCCUAUUUUGCUACAUCCCUCGGCAGUCGCCGGGAAACUGAGGUCCCUGUUACACGAAACUCCAGUUCUGCAGCCGUGGUGUGUGUUCUUUAUAAACCUCAGGGUAAAACCACCCAAAUCUGGCAACUGCAAGAGACUGGAAUCUGGCCACCCUCCCUCAACAGCAUUUCAUGCCGAGUUACUGAAAAGAUGCUGAGCUGUUUGAUUUGGAUGUUCGUCCUGCUCUGCAGCUCUAUAACAGAUGAAAACUCUGUCAGAGAUGCUGACAUUUUUCCAUCAUCUCCUGAAAUUGAAAGAGGAUCCACUCUGAAACUCUUCUGUGUUCUUGGCAAACGCUACACUCCUCGCAGAAAUGCAAGCCACAUAAUCUGGAAGUUGAAUCAUGAAUUGAUUCCUCAGGAAAGCUAUAACAUUGUGAAUGAGACUGUAUCUAGUAUAACAAUCAGUAAUUUCACUUACAGCAAAGCUCAUGUGAAAUGUUUCACUGAGUACUUGGGCAAGGAACAACUUUUGGUUCACACUGAAGUUAAAACUGGCUUUCCACCAGACGUACCAGGAAAUAUUUCCUGCAUUUAUUAUGUUGAUGCUGAACUUACUUGCACCUGGACUUCAGGAAGAGAAACAAAUCUUUUGACGAACUAUACUUUGUAUCGGAAAGAGAUGGCAGAAGAACCCAUGACUCUUCCAGGUAGACUGGGCUUCUGCCCAGGCAAAAAGGAAUCAUGUUCAUUUAGUUACCCAAAUAUUCCAUAUAGUAGUAGUUCUUGUUUUCAGGUGAAAGCUGAAAAUGUUUUGGGUGAAGCCUCAUCAGAUUGUGUUCAUAUACCUAUGGAAAAAAUAGAGAAAUUUGAGCCUCCUGAAAUACUUUCAGUUAAAAAAACCAUUGGUAUAAAGCAGUUGCUUACAGUAACCUGGAAAAUGCCUGAGAAGACUAUCCGUUCACAAGAUAUAAUUUGCCAGAUUCAAUACAGAAACUUGUAUUCCAACUCUUUGGAAUUUGUGACUGUCACACUGAAUUUUGCAGAGAAGACAGGAUCAUACAAUCUCACAGGUCUGUGGGAUUCCACGGAAUAUUCAGUUGCCAUUCGGUGUAGAAAUGCUGUGUCAGCAUUCUGGAGUGAAUGGAGUAGGCAGAAAAGAGCAAUCACAGAAGAAAGAGCUCCUUCAGAAAAAGUGGAUUUGUGGAGGGUAAUUGAGUCCUCACAGUCAGCUGGAAGCAGAUCUGUACAUCUUAUGUGGAAGCCAUUAAACAGCUUUCCACCAUCUGGGAAGAUUCUAGGCUACAAAAUCCAGUAUUUUCCAGAAAUCAAUACUGCACAUAAAAUGACAAGCAUCUCUGCCACUGAGGAAAUGACUUUACUUUUAAAUGAAGAAGCAUAUAUAGUAUCUGUUACUGCCUAUAACUCUGCUGGUAAUUGUCCUGAAGCUACUUUGAGGAUUCCAUCCGCUGACGAAAAACCUUCUCAGAUUAUUAAAUCAGUGAGGACUUCUACAACAAAUGAAGAUGUGGUUGUGGAAUGGAUAGCCUCUGAACCAAAAGUAACCAGAUAUGUAGUUGAGUGGUAUGAAGAACUGGAGACAGAUCCUCUUGGAAGAUCAUGGCAAUAUGUAGUAAACUCUACAAACUGGAAAACUAACAGAAAAAACUUUAAACCAUUUAUAUGCUAUAACAUCUCAGUGUAUCCUCUCUGUGGAAAUAAAGUAGCAGCUCCAUAUUCCAUACAAACUUACAUUCAAGAAAAAAAGCCAUCAGAAGGACCUGUUGUUGACACAGCUGUUCCAGGGAAAAAUGAAGUAACAAUAAAAUGGAAGGAGAUUUCAAAGGAUAAAAGAAAUGGAUUUAUCAGUAACUAUACAAUAUUUUAUAAACCUGAAGAUGGAAAAGAAUUAAAUGAAACAGUGAACUCUGAUGUUCUGCAAUACAGACUGACAUCCUUAAAGGCUAACACACAAUACACUGUCUAUAUUAUGGCAAGCAAUGAAGCUGGUGGAACCAGUGGAGACCCAAAAACAUUCAAGACUUUAAAAUUCAAUCAAGAAGAUGUUAUUGUCAUAGCUCUACCCACUGGAUUAAGUAUGCUGCUUCUCUUAGGCCUUUGGAUAACAUGCAUUUUGAAGAAACAUGCGUUUAAAAACAUUUGCUGGCCUGAUAUACCUAAUCCUGCAGAGAGCAUUGCAGUGGAAUGGCCUCUUGAUGCACCUGUGAAUAAUUUAUUUUUUAAGGGAUUGACAUCUGUGGCUAAAAUCAUAGAAUUUGAAGAUGUAAGUGUUUUGGAGCAUUGUUUACCUGAAGAAAGUCAGGAAGGAUCACUACUAAUGAAUUGUGAAAACUACACUUCUGAAUGUACCGAUAUUAAUACGAAAGGCAUGGUUUAUGGAGGUAAAAAUGUACUGUAUAAUGAAAAAAAUGAAGUUGCUAAAUGUUUUGCACCAUCCAUGUCUUACAUAAUGACUGAUCAAGAUAUCAGAAGUAAAAUGUGUUCAGCUUCGGUACCAGUGAAGAAAGCAGAAUUCAUAGAGAUGCUGGAAGAAGAUUUAUGUGACUCCCAACAGACUUCAAUUAAAAAUGAAGACAGUGACAAUAAAGAAAUGUUAAAGCUGGAAGAUUUCAAUGAAAAAGUACUGUUUAAUCCAUACCUUAAAAAUUCUGUAAUAAGAAGGGAAUUUCUUAUUUCUGAGAACAUGCAAGAACACAGUAAAAGUGAACCCAAAAGCCAGACAACUGUCUUACCUCCCUUUCAACAAAAUGCCACAGAACAAUCCUACAUAACACUGGACAUGUUUGGGUUGGCCACAGCUCAUUAAUAUGGGAAAACUCCCCUUAAUGUUUUUCUUAUUACUUGCACUGUGUUGGGAAGACAGAGUGAAGUUUACAGUUUCAUCCAGAGUUUGUAACCUGCUUUUAUUUAUGACAAUGUUUCCUUAGUUUCUAAGAAAGGAGGAGAAAACAGUUCCUACAAAUGUUAUUUAUACUGCAGGGCUGAUUUCCACACACCUCCUUGCCUAAGUUUGUUGUGUAACUUACCCAACCACAGUGCUGCAAGCCAAAAUCUGUUUUUGCUCUGAGAAGCCCUUGCUUACUUCGGUCAGUCCUUCUCUGAUAUGGGCAUGGAGACAGCUUUGGCUGCAUCAGUGCUCCUCCUGCUUCUCUGCUCCCUUCUGACUUCUCACUCACAGCUACAUUGUCAUUUCCUAAGGUUCAGAAAUCACGGACUCAGCCAUUGAAGGUUUCCACCCACCUCUAAAUAUCACUAUUUCUUUUUAUAUCACAAGAUUGAAAAAUAGAUGCGUAGAUAUUUUGGAGCCUGCCUCAAAAUGGUUUAGCAGCCAUCUUGAAAGCUGCACACUCUAAGCUGCAUUAUUUAGUCAGGCAAAAAAUAAAAAUAAUGCAACUUUAGAGGGAUCAUUAGAAAGGGGAGGUUCUUGCUUGGUGGUUUGGGUACGAUGUCAUUGUAACAUUUCUUAGCUUCUGGAGGGUAUGUAAUAACCUGCUUUUCCAUCCCAUUUUAUUUUCUUCUGAACUGCUAUUCUUUUCUCUCCUCACUUCUGAUUUCCUUCUGCAUUAUUUUCUCUGAAAAAAGAGUAAUAUGG